Molecule: messenger RNA, 2768 nt
Organism: Darwinula stevensoni
Lineage: Eukaryota; Metazoa; Arthropoda; Ostracoda; Podocopida; Darwinulidae
Source: the annotation of a GenBank genome assembly
UUUGCAGUUAAUAGCUUAGAUUGCCAUGGCUUCAAAGCCCUCUGUUCAAGUUCAGAAUAAGUCUGAAGAGGAGCAUCAUGUCCAAUUCAAUGAUGAUGCCUUUCACACAGAUGAUCUGAAGAUUAUCAAAUCCACUGCUAGCAAGUUUGUCCUUCACAUAGGAUUUUUGAAGCUACAACAUCGCUAUGAAAUGAAGUUCGAAUUCCCAGACCUUGAACUUUCAGAACAGCUAGAACAGGACCCCAGUCAAUAUGCACGCCUUCUAUCUGUACAAAAGAAACCUGAUAACAGUGCUGAGAUGAUCUUUGAGUAUUUCGCUCACAAAGAAGGCCUAAAUCGGGAUGCUAUAUGCCUCCGGGACCCCAGCCACCCAGAUAUUGGUGCAAUUCACAUAGAAUUUCAUUCCAGAGUCCUCAGUCACAAGAAGGGGACUCCCAUGUUGAAGAAUGGCAUUCGCUGCAUUGCCAAUGAGAGAGAGGAAGAGUCAGAGGCAUCUGAUUGGCCAGGUUUUGAACACUGAAUUGAGAAUGGAGUGACUUCAGACUUGCCAGUGGCUGAAGCAUCUGCCUUAUUACCCAUAGCCCUACAUUCUCUUAGGUAUAGCUUACCAAACCUUGUCAGCAUGCUGUUGUGCUGGUGACUGUGGCAAUUGUCACUUGGUUGGUUCAUCCUUGCUCAAUUUACACCUUACAUUUAUCAUAGAUCACCCAUAGAAAUGGUGCACGUUUAUAGAUGAGAAUGUCCUCUGAUUUAAAAAAAAUGCUUUUGUUGAAAUAACAAUGUGAUUGAAAUACCACCUUCUAUAAUCGAUCUUCAAACAGGAGUUUCAGAUGUGAUGAUCAUUCUUGAGUACAGUGAGACUAAGACUUCAGGAUUCAUUGGUAUUGAAAAUCUCUUUAUUCCUUCAUGCCAUUUAGCCCCAUUCCAUUUUAUGCUUUCUGAAAUCAGGAUCAACUUUGUCUUGAUGCAUUUAAUUCCAUGGGCUCUGAAAUUUUGGUAAGCUCAUUUUUCAAGUCAUGGCACUUUGUAGCCAAAGUAUCUCUUGCAGGUUUAUUACACAGUUUAAAUUGCAUUUAUACUGAGUAGUGGCUUUUCUUCCUUAUUUGACAAUUCUUCAUACCUUUCAACCUUCAUACCCUUGCUAUUAUACCAGUUAUAUCUACUAACUUGCAGCACAUAAAUACACCAUUUGUGAUACCACAAAUGGAGGGUGUAUUUAUGUACUUUUAUCAUACUUUUCUUGUUUUGUACUGCAUGUUUGCAUGCUGGAUCCUCUCCUUCUGACACCUGAAAUGAGCUCAUUUCAAGUCAAAAUUCAUCCUAAAAGUCCUAUUUAAAUCUUAUUUUGAGGAAAACUGCCUUAUUCUCAUUGUGCUCGCCAUUACAUAAUAGCAUUUUCCACAGGGAUUUUCUGAACCUCAUAUCUGAAUAAUUCUGAGUUGUAGGAUUUUUAGAGACAAUAUAAAUUAACAAGCAGAAUAUUGAUUGGGCACGAGUGAUUUGAGUGGUUCUUGUUCAUGGCAGUGUCACUCUCAGCAUUUCUCUGCUUACAAUUCUCAUUUCAAUAAAAUAUUAGAAUAUAUUCUUUAAAUUGGAUUUGGCUUUUUUAUUAUACAACUAUUGUCUUUAUAAUUAAAGUAGGGGGGCAGGAAAUCUGCAGAACCUUCCUAGCUUUGCACUGUACUGAGUAUUGAAACCACACACCUACUGCAACUAUGAACUAUGUGCACACAAGUAAGCAUGGUAUCUGUAAUAGGAAAAGUUUGCAUUCCUCUUUUGCCAUGUAUGCAAAUUCUAAAGUUGCUCUGAAACUGCUGUUGAAUAAUCCAUUCUUAUGGAGCCCAACCCUCAUUGAGAAUGAAGAAAAUACUGAAAUAGAGCCUAGAGAUAAGUUUGUGAGUCCAGGAAUCCAUCUCAAAGAUCCUAAAGAGAAAUGUAAUUACAAGGUCCCCAUUCUUCAGCUCAGUAUUUGAUAUGAUAUUCAUUUCCUUUGCUGUGCUGCAGCAACUGAAUAAUCUGGAGAUAAUAUUCCAUCCUGUUGAGGUCCAUCAUGAUAGUCCAAGAGGAAUCAAUUAGCUUUGGUUUUAUCACAUAUCAUGUACUUCUUCAAGUCUGUGUUGGCAAUAGGCUUCCUUCUGCCUCCAUCUUUAUUUCUGUGAUGAGGGAAAAAUGAACAGUCCCAAGCCAGUUCAAGUGAUUUUCUUUGCCAACAGUGCAAGCAUAGCAGGGAACUCUCCUCAUAAUGUGAUCCUUGAGGUACUUGUGAUCUCACACAUGAUGGUAGUGAAAUGUAGGUUGUUUUUUCCUGUUAAGUCUUUGGUUGCAUUACCAGAUGCCCUUCUCACGCAGCCCAUUGGAUAUCUGGCAUUAGGCUUUGUUAUUAAUAAAAAAUGAUAUUCCUUCCAUUUUAGAGCUACAGUAGACAAAGCCAUACCAGAAACAGACCUGUCCCCAUACUGGUGUUAUAUUCUUGGAAUGUUCUUUUGAUGUGGUCUUUUUGAAAUCCAAGAGCUUGAUUGUUGUGGAUGUUUUGAUGAAUUACUUAAUAAGAACAAUAAAAACCCAGAAACCAUGCAGUUACUACCAAUCAUGAACCUGAAGAUCUUUGCUGAUGCUGUUACCUGUCAUGUUCCUUCCAAUGAACACUAUUGAUUUUUUUUACAUGGAUUGCUAUUUUUUUGUCAUGAAUUCAGGUUUGUUCAUACUUGCCAUCUGCUCACUUUUUGAUGAUAAACAGCUGUCAUUUUCAGAUUUUUAAUAAAGGAAGC